This is a messenger RNA of Protopolystoma xenopodis, 435 nucleotides long. The record is from the annotation of a GenBank genome assembly. NCBI's taxonomy places the organism in Eukaryota, Metazoa, Platyhelminthes, Monogenea, Polystomatidea, Polystomatidae.
AUGCGUAUCUUACGCGGUGUGCAUCUACCCAGUCGUGGGUACGAAUGCGAGCAGCAACCCCGAUCAGAGGAUGGGAAGCAUGCGUCUGGCCUUGCGCGAGGGAAAGUGAGCCAAUUCGAGGACAACGAGCGGUUAGGCGUGAACAAAUGCGUGCACGUCUGUGCGCUCCGUUGUUGCGGUGUGCUGAGUGAAAUGUACCCACCGAAAAAGACGGCCAGACAAGAUGCCUCCGCUGCUCGUGUACGGCCGCGUGACGUGUUAGCGUGUGCAAUGUACACGCACGUAAUCACGCAUGGAAGCACACUCGAGCGCGGCGCUGGUGGAUGGCAAAGCCAGUGCGUUGUCCGACAUUUGGGCUUAGCCGAGAAAGCAGUCCGCAGCUGGAGGCUUGCUGCCGAUGGAGUCGAUCCAAAGCGCCAGUCAGGCGCACGGUAG